Messenger RNA from Gryllus bimaculatus (two-spotted cricket), 6961 nucleotides. Lineage: Eukaryota; Metazoa; Arthropoda; Insecta; Orthoptera; Gryllidae. The record is from the annotation of a GenBank genome assembly.
UACAUUUGAAAACAGGCAUUUCAGUUUGUGACAUGACAAGAGCCGGUGUGGUUGAGUUCUGUUGAUCUCGGAUUGGACAUGACAUUCGUUGAUGAAUCCGUGAAGUGUAGAGGGCGUCAGUAAAGUGAUUUUUUUUAAACAUAUUGUAGUCUAAAUUUGAUCGAGAAGUGAUUUUGUGUAUUUGACAGUUAAGCCUCUGUGGCUACGAAUUAAAAGGAAGUUGGAGUGCUUUUCACUGCAGUAAUCGUGAGCAUGGCACACGAUUUGUGUGUCGCUGAAGAUAUGGCUUGUAUACAGACUAUUGAAACUCACAAGAAUGAUGUCACAUCUGUGGAUUUUGGAAUUGAUGCAAUGUUGGCUAGUGGAUCAGGAGAUGGCAUGGCACGUCUUUGGACCUGGGUCUCCGAGGACAAUUGCUAUAUCGAAGCUGAUUGUUCUCCUCUAAUUGGACACAAAUAUGGAGUAAAUUCUGUUUGUUUCUCCCCUCAAGGCACAAUGCUUUUGACUGGUUGUGGGGAUGGCAGUAGCAUAGUAUGGAAUGUAAAGGGUGAUAAGUCUGAAUCCGAGCCGGAGGACGAGGCGGAGGUGAGCGGCCCCGGCGGCGGCAAGCGCCUGUACCACCGCUACCUGGCGGCGACGGGCGGCAACGACAACGCGGUGCGCCUGUGGGACGUGCGCAGCCCCGCGUGCGGCGGCUGCGGGAGCGAGGUGCGCGCCGAGGUGGCCCCCGCCGAGCCCCACCACGCGCUCCUGGGCCACGGCUCGGCCGUCACCUCGGUGCGCUUCGCCCGCGCGGGCUCCCUGCUGCUCUCGGCCUCGCUGGACAAGACGGCGCGCAUCUGGCAGGUGUCGAGCGGCGCGUGCCUGUCGGUGGUGCGCGGCCACACGCGCUUCGUGUUCGCCGUGGCGGCGUCGCGCUGCGGCACGCUGCUGGCCACGGGCUCCUACGACCAGAAGGUGCGCGUGGACAAGAUGGUGCGCCUGUGGGUGCGUGAAAACGCAACUAGCCGUUUCGCAGAGGCCGAUUGCUCCCCGCUGGAAGGCCACCGCUACUCCGUGCUGGCGGCCGAGUUUGCCCCCGGCCCCUCCCCUCAGCUGGCCACCUGCUCCUUGGAUGGCGAGGCCCUGCUUUGGGACAUUCAGGCGGGGGAGCGCGCCGACUCGCCGCUGCAGUGCGCCGGCGGCGGGGCCCUGCGCACGCUACGCAUCUCGCCCGACGGCCACCUGCUGGCGACGGCCGGCGACGACGAGAAGGUGGACGUGUGGAGCCUGCACUCCGGCGAGAUGCUGCUGUCAGCUGAAGGCCAUACAGAUGCUGUGGCUGGAUUGGCCAUCUCGCCCGAUUCACAACUACUGGUGUCUUGCAGUGCAGAUGGCAGUAUCAGAAUGUGGGCAUUAUCCCCACCGUCUGCACAAGGAUUAUUUGUGUUAGAGGCAGCUCAUGAUUUAGGGGCACUUACUGUGGAUUUCUCGCCAUCAGAGGGUAUGCCAGGGAAGUGCCGGCUGGACGCGGCCGACGAGGACAAGGAGGCCAGAGGCAAGGGCAAGGACGGCCACUGCUACCUGCUGGCGUCAGGCGGCAACGACGAGGCGGUGCGGCUGUGGCGCGUGCGCGCGCGCUUCGACGGCGGCGUGCUGGCGUAUUCUGGAGAGUGUCUUCAUGUCCUGGAAGGCCACACUAGUUUGCUGACAUCAGUAGCCUUUUCUCCAGACUGUUCAUUGCUAGCAACAGGAUCUUUAGAUAAAGUUGUGAUGGUUUGGCAGUUGCCUGCUCACCUUGUUUUUCAGCUGACAGGCCCUGAUGGAUCAAAAUCUCACACAAAGCGUGUUGUAGAUUGGAGCCCUGAAGAUGUUGAUCAAUGGUUACGUGAGUGGGGAAUGCCUCGCCUUGGAGGACGGGCUCGAGUUGCACGUGUAUAUGGAGUUGAAUUAAUCACAUGUCCUGUGCAAGAUGUUUUAACAAAACUUCAAGGAUGUGAAGCUGGAGAGGCAUCUGUUGAGGAUGUGGAUGUAGCUGCAGCUGUUGAUGGUGCUGAAAAUGAGGAUGAAAUUGUAUUGGAAGAACAUAUUGUGCAGUUGAUACAUUGGUUGAAGCAUGCUGAAGCUACAGGAUCUUUUAGUGAUGCUUUACCUGAUGAAGAGCCACCUCCUGAAUUUCUGUGUCCUAUCACACAUGAAGUGAUGCGAGACCCAGUCAUUUGUUCCGAUGGAUUUACAUAUGAACGAGCUGCAUUAUCAGAGUGGUUGCUGGGUAGACGAUUCUCAUCACCGAUGACAAAUGUUCCUCUAUCAUCAUCACGCCUGCUGCCCAACGUAGCUCUACGGAGACGCAUUCUUGAAUGGAUGUUUGGUGAAGUUCCACCCCUGGAAGAUGAAUUUGCUAUUGUGCAACCAUCUGCACCUGGAGAAUCUCCCAAUGAAGAUCCAGUGGAAGUUGAAGAAGGGAAAGAGGCAGAUAGCUGAGAAUUAACACCGGAGGCAGGCGAAGAGGCUUGGGAGCCUCUAGCUGCUGACAGUGAGGCUUUGAUGCCUGCUGAGCCUGUACCUCCCUCCUCAAAAGCAUGCUGCAUUCUAUAAAGAAGAUACAAGAUAGCAGAUGUGUAAUGUGCACUAUGACCUUACAUUCUCUUAUUUGGUUGUUACCAUCAGUAAUUCAAGAACAGAUGCAUAUGUGUGGGAUGUGCACUACAACUUUUCAAUUUCCUAUUCUGACUUCUCCUUAUAUGACUAUACUAAAAACGUGAUUUUUUUAAGGUGUGCUAUUUGGUCAAGUUUUGGUUGAUGUGAAAUAAUUUAGUUGCUUUUGGUUGAAACUGAAAUAAUUUCAUAUGAUAAUUGUCAUUUUGGAUGUGAAACAUUGUUUCUCAUGAUCUCAGCUAUUGUAGUCUGUGAGAAAGCUUGGGGGAUGGGUUUUGGGAACCCGUUUGAUAGAUGAAUGUCAUCAUUACAGGAAAGGAAUGAGAAUUAAAUCAAUUGUUAGAGCUUGUCUAUUAUUUACAUAACGCUAAAACAAGAUGCCGGCAGCAUUAUGUUGUGUUACUUGGGGGGUAAGGGGUGUUAGUUUAGUGUUAUGUAUCAUAGAUUUUUUUUCAUUUUUAAACAUUUUCUGAAACAAUUACUUUAUUCUGUAUUGUACCAAGACAUUAAAUUAUCAACUAACUACUUAUGGCAUUACUUAAGUGCAUGGCUUGUGAUCAGAAAUUUGCAAAUCUGAGCAUCCUUCCUCUACACAUUUGUUUUCAAUCUUAUUGUUAAGGGUAGUCAACAUCACCAAUUAAUUCAGAGUUUAGUUAUCAUAAAUUUGAAAAUAUAACACAAAUAAACUCAAUACAAUUAGUUUGUACUGAGGUAUAAUUUAUUUUUACUUGUAAUGAGGGGAGGAGAUGUUGACGCAAGCAUUGCGUAAUUAUUCAGGAAGGGUUGAAGCGCAUGUAACAGGUGUGUUAUAGAGAAAAGAAAGGGUUUUCAAAAUAGUCCAAAUUUGCAAUACAAAAUUUAUGGAUGGCUCCUUACUGGAUAUGUUAGAAACAAUGUUUAGCAUUUAUAAUAAUGUCAUGAAGAAUGACUGACAAUUAGAGAUUUUUUAACAAAAAGUGUUGCGUGUACUUCAUCAGGCAUGCAAAAAGGUGUGUUGCAAAUGAUUAAUUAUAAUAUAAUUUACCAUUAAUUCUAAUUUUUCCUUGUCAUAUUACAUACUACUUCAGUCCAAUCUUACUUCUUUAGUUACUCAUAUUGAAAGCAGUGUAACAUUUUGGGAGUGUUACAUUCCCAACAAAUAUUUCACUUUUUUUUCAGUACCUACUUGCACUUUACAUCUUGAUUUUUAGGAGUUCAUAGUGAAAAUGAAAAUUCUAAUUUAUCUAUAUACUUUUUUUACUACUCACAGUUCUUUUGGUAUGUGAUGUAUUUUAAUUACCUUCAUUCUUUCUUAUCUAAGGACAUCCUGCACUUCUAUCUUUCAUUAAUCUGUGUUGGUUUUCUUUUAAAAUCUGUAUAUUACAUUAUUUAUUUAUUUACCAAAUUUACUCAAAUAGAAGAUACCUCAAAUAUAAAAUGACUGUUGAUUUUUAACUUUAAAUUAGUUGUUGACAAUUAACCAAAAGACAAGAGGACACACAUUUUUGUAACUAGAAAUUAUUUUCCAACAAAUGAAAUGGUGAAGGGGAAGUGUAUCUAAAUUAUUUAUUAUGUACACGUCAGUAGUAUUUAUAUACUCUACAUGAAUUAAACUUCCAGUAAAUAUCAUGGAUUUUGAACUAUAAUCAUGUUUAUUAUUUUUGUGGCAUAGUUCUCUUUUACAUCUAACACACCUAUCAAAUUUACACUACUGAGUUGUCAAUAAAAAGUGAACUUUGUGGAGAGGUAAUUAAUUGCACUUUAACUUAGUAAAUAUUAAGGUUUUGUUGAAAAUGCACAUCAAAGUAGGUUGGUGCAAAUGCAAUUUGCAACCAAAGACCUGAUUAAUUAUUUGUUUCUUGGGAUGAUGAUCAAGCAUAACUCAAAAAUGGAGCAUUUAAGGGCCUUAAAUCCGGGUGUCUCAAGGCCAUAGGCCUUGAGUUAGGUUCCUCACACCAUAAACUCUUAAAUACAUCUUUUGGAGGGUUACAUUUUCUUCUUAAUUACAUUUUGGGGGUUUCAGCUCUUCAGAGACAUGCAAAAUCACAAAUGUUAUUAGUGCAAAAAUAAGACUACUUCACAUUGUUUAAAGAUGAAAAAUGGAAAAAAUUAUAUUCAUCUUAUAUUUGGCUUAGUAUGGUAAUUGUUUCUAAAACAGUUAAGCUUAUAUGUGAUUUUUGGGAAGGGAGAGGUUUAUUUUUUUAUAGGCUGUUUCAUACUCUUAUUGCUGCUGGCCAUGAACAUAUGAGUGAAUUCCUUUGUCAUAUUUUCUUGUUAAUACACAUUAAUUAAUGAUAUUAGUUUCUUUAUGGAAUAUGUCAUAGAAACAUUUUUUGAAAGAAAUAAUAAAAAAUAUGUUAUCAUUUUCAGUAGAAUUGUGUUUAAAUGCUAGGGGAGGAAUUUGAAAUUUUCUAUGCAUUAUUAUUACAAUGUACAAACAUUUACUAGAUAUGAAUUUCUUUUAAAUAAAUUCUUUAAACUAAGAUUGCCACUCUAACUUUCUGUGAUAUUGAACUCCACAAAUCAUGACUUGCUCAUAUAUUUCUCGGAGACUUUGACUGAAUUCAAAACCAAAGAUGGUACUCUUUGCUUAAAUUUUAAUACAAUUUAAAUCAAUAUGCCAUCAAGAUGGCCUAUGAGUGAGAAUUACUAUCUUGUUUGUAUGGAAAUUUACAAAGUAUUUGUCUGGUAUGUUUUUGCAGAUUAUGUAAACUAAUUUUAUUUAGGCAAGUGCUUUUCUUCUUAGGAAGUUUUAACCAAUUUCAAAUAUCAAUUUUUUCAAGUAAAUACAAAGUUGAAUUACUGCUGUAGUGGAGAUUUAUAAGUUAUAUUUGCAAUACUAUGAUUGGUGUAUGUGUAUAUUAAGUACCUGCUGUCUACAAGCAUUGAUGAUGAAACACAUUAUUCACAACAAUCAACAACAUUGAAACUGCAAAGAGAAUUGAAUUGAUGCAAGGAUUCCAUGACAUGGGUUAAUAUUUUUAUAUAUUCAUAAGCAGUUUGUAUAUGCUGUUGAGCCACAGGUCGAAUUAUAAUGAAUUCCAAGCUUUUAGAUACUAAAUGGCAAGUAGGGUAUGAAGUGAGGGUUAGUGUUCAUAAAUAUUUUAAUAGUUCUGUUGGUGGAGUACACAUUUAAAUUCAUAUUACUGAAAGAAUGUGAUUAAUUGCUAAUAAAAAAUUGUAAUGUUCAGUUAGUUUCAAACAUAUAGAAACUUUACUAUAAUACUAUAAUUAAUUUUGCACUAAAUAAAGUGUUUUAUAAUAUAUUCUCAGGUUCUUAAGGAAUUGUCGAAAAAGACGGUAUCAUUCCAGUCCUCUUGGUACUUAGCUCUAUUACUAUUGGAUUGAUAGUAGCAUUUUCAUUGAAAAUGCUCUUGUAUCUUAUCUUGUAAUGUUAGUAGAUAAUUAAACGACCAAGAGGAUCAAGGUCUUAUUCACAGAUACAUUAUUUUUUUUUUUAUCCAUUAUUUUAAUCUAAUUGUUUUAGAUUUGAUAUUGGACUUAAAGCAAGGGUGAUAUUAAAAUAUUUAUUUGUGGAUAUCAGCUUUUACUAUUUCAGCAAAAGCAAUUGGACUUGAGAUAGUUUGUGUGACUUGCACAUCAUAAGCACAAUCAAAAAUAAAAAUUGAAAUAAAUUUUUGCAAUUUUUAUUUUAACACCAUCUGUGUUUAUAAAGACCACUUAAUUAUUGAAUUUGUAUAUAAUAUAUAUAUAUAAUUGUAAGGAUAAUAUAUAUUACAGUUACAUUUUGUAAAAAUAUACAUAAUUAAUUGUCCUUGCGUGUGAUAGAGAAUUGGUAUAUACGGAUGGAUAUAUAUAAAUGUAUACAUAUAAAUAUGUUAAUGGAGUAGUUCCAAAUCAGUUGAUAGCUCCAUGUCUCUAACCCAUGUAGUUCAAAAUUGUAUUUUAAUAUAAGUACAUCUUUUAAUUGUGAACUCUGUUAAGUGUUGCAUGAUAUCAUGAGAUUUGGAACUGAAAACAUCAUUUGAAAGGGGCUGUGAGUAUAAGAUAGUAAUGUUUAUGCCUUUGAUCAAAGAUACUUUCUGUCACCUUAAAGACAUGUCUAUGAUGUGUGUCUCUGACCAGAGUCAUAAAUAAUAACUUGUGUUAUAGAGUUAGUACAUGUAAAUGGAUAAUUGAAAGAUGAUAUUGUAAGCCUAAGUUGCCCUACACAAGUACAUGGUAUCGUAAGCUUGUCUAAUUUAUUUUAAUUUUCUUUGUGAUGUGCGGUAUAUUUCUGAAUGUAAUUUAUAAUGUAGUAUUAAAGGCAUCGAAAACUUAUUUGUUUAAUUAUGUGGAAUGCAUUCUGUAUGUCAUUUUUGAUUAAAUAUGUUUGUUUCACGGC